CUAUUACGUAGAUGUAGCGUGCGGAGGUAAAUUGUGCCGUAACGGUCUUCCUUUGACAUGAUGUCAUGUCAGUUCUGUAUCUGUAUAAUGUGCCAUUAAUCUGGUGAUGGUAGUUCAGAGCACCUCCCAAUGCUCUUGCGACAUGGAUGUGCAUGGAUCUCCCAUCGGCACCACGUCAGCGUGGCCGUGUACGGGUGAAAUCUGCAACACGUCGGCGUCGACGUGCACGGAGCCAGUCUACAUCACAGCAGCAUGGACGUCCUCGAGAAGAAUCUCCACCAGAGCAACGAGGAAGUGCACGCGACCAUUCUCGAGAAGGAAAGGCACUUGUCCAAUCUCUAGAAGGUCAACGUGGAAGUUCACGGAUCCAGUCUCGAGAAGGGCAACGUGGAAGAUCGCGGGUUCUGUCCCCACAACGGCGGCAUGGACGUCAACAACGUCGCCGGUCUCAAUCACGACAUCACAGACGUGCAGAGAGCCAAGCCCCACCACAACCACGUGGACGUACACGGCUCCUGUUUGUACUGAGUCAGCUGGUACAGUCGUGGCUGGAAUCUGUCAAGUGGAAACGCGGAUAUGCAUGGCAAGAGAUGGCACCACGCCUGUUGCUCUCCUUCGCUGCAGUGUUAAUAGUUGAGGCAUCCCUGGAAUAUCUUGUUGUGAAGUGGUUUGAGCCGGAGUUGAAGACUGGAGUAAAGAGUACCGAAGUGAUACAAGAAUACUGCAAAUGAUUUGUGAAAUCCUCGUGUUGACUCGUCAACCGUACUAACCCGGUGUUCGUCUACAAAAUAAUUUAUUUAUGGAAAUAAAAUACUUUCUUUUUUUUA
Messenger RNA from Gigantopelta aegis, 827 nucleotides. RefSeq names its product serine/arginine repetitive matrix protein 2-like. The coding region runs from base 147 to 731 and encodes 194 amino acids. NCBI's taxonomy places the organism in Eukaryota, Metazoa, Mollusca, Gastropoda, Neomphalida, Peltospiridae. The transcript is spliced from 2 exons. The record is from RefSeq and is a predicted model, not a curated record.